ACACACACAACUCUACGUCAUUGAGCGUGCAGAGAAAUCAGUUUACCCCGGAGUCUAUGUUCGAAACUAAAGUUUUAUAAUCAAUAACAUGGGGAAGGCAGAUUUUCUAAGUCCGAAGGCGAUCAGUAAUAGGAUCAAAGCCAAAGGCCUUCAGAAGUUGCGCUGGUAUUGUCAAAUGUGUCAGAAACAGUGUCGAGAUGAAAAUGGAUUUAAAUGCCACUGCAUGUCCGAGUCUCACCAGAGACAGUUACUUCUAGCCUCAGAGAAUCCCAACCAGUUCAUGGACUAUUUCUCUGAGGAGUUCAAGAAUGACUUUUUGGAGCUGCUCAGGAGACGUUUCGGGACAAAGCGAGUUCACAAUAACAUAGUGUAUAACGAGUACAUUAGUAAUCGGGAGCACAUUCACAUGAACGCCACGCAGUGGGAGACUCUCACAGAUUUCACUAAAUGGCUCGGGAGAGAAGGUUUUUGCAAAGUGGAUGAGACACCUAAGGGCUGGUACAUUCAGUACAUUGAUCGUGACCCGGAGACAAUACGGAGGCAGGAAGAGCUGGAGAAAAAGAAGAAGCAGGAUCUUGAUGAUGUGGAACGCACAGCAAAGUUUAUAGAAGAGCAAGUGCGCCGUGGCAGAGAAGGCAGGGAGCCAGAGGAGGAGCCAGUAUUUACUGAGCUGAAGAGGGAGAAUGAGGAGGAGAAAGUUGCCUUCAACCUGGGCAGUAGCUCCUCUGUAGGCCCUUCGAAAGCCAGUAUAACUGCAGGUCCAAGUGCCUUGAAAGUCGCUGCUUCUGCCAAGAGGAAAGACCAUGUUCACAGUGCCAGUUCCAAAGAGAAGAAGAAGAAAUCUGCACUCGAUGAGAUCAUGGAGUUAGAGGAGCAGAAGAAGAAGUCGGUGAAGUCUGAUAACUGGAUACGGUCGGACAUAGUGGUCAAGGUCAUCACCAAGAAGCUAGGAGAAAAGUAUUACAAGAAGAAAGCAGUCAUACGGGAGGUUCGUGACAAAUACACCGCUGUAGUGAAGAUGAUUGACUCGGGCGACAAACUCAAACUGGACCAAAGCCACUUGGAGACAGUCAUCCCGGCACCAGGUAAAAAAGUUGUGAUUGUGAAUGGACACUAUAGAGGCAUGGAGGCUGUCUUGGAAGGCAUCGAUGAGAAAAAGUUCUCCGCUACUCUCACAGUAGACUCUGGUGCUAUGAAUGGGCAGACGUUGGAGGGAGUUCCGUAUGAAGACUUCUCCAAGCUGGCUUGAGGUCUUUGUGAUGUACAGAUGCAGGCGUUCACCCCGGACAGUCUCUACUGUGUCAGAGCAUUCCUUUGAGUUUCCCGGCCCAUGCGUGGACAUUCCUGAGUACGUUAACGGGUCUUGCUACUGAAGCAGCUAAAAAAAAGAAGUCUGUAGGGUUUGUCUUGUUUUUUAUUGGUUUGUCAUCAGGCCACAUUUUGAAAUUGCCUACAAUUAAAGUGUACGAGGAUGUAACCACAGAAAGUAUGUGAUUGAAUUCACAGUAAGACUUCGAAAAAGGAAACGAAACUGUACUGUAUGAACAGUGUGUACUGUUUAAACAGAGACAAGUUUAAUUAUAAUUAUUAAUUUGUUUUAGUGGUGAAUUUAUAUGUAAAACUCCAUUCAUUCUGGUCAGCAUAGUUUUUCAUAAUUACCACAAAUCUGUUGUAUAGGGGUAUUUUAAAAGACACAUCCAUGAUUGUAUUUUCAUAAGUAACCUCAUCUUGUUUAGAAUAGCUGAAUCUGACUGCUUCUGCUCUGUUUCUCUCCCAAUACACACACACACACACACACACACACAC
Molecule: messenger RNA, 1806 nt
Organism: Electrophorus electricus (electric eel)
Lineage: Eukaryota; Metazoa; Chordata; Actinopteri; Gymnotiformes; Gymnotidae
Gene: kin
Product: Kin17 DNA and RNA binding protein
Biological process (GO): DNA replication; DNA damage response
Cellular component (GO): nucleus
Molecular function (GO): double-stranded DNA binding
Source: RefSeq, a predicted model, not a curated record